Molecule: messenger RNA, 2408 nt
Organism: Anthonomus grandis grandis
Lineage: Eukaryota; Metazoa; Arthropoda; Insecta; Coleoptera; Curculionidae
Exons: 2
Coding region: 112-1764 (550 amino acids)
Source: RefSeq, a predicted model, not a curated record
AUCCCCCAAUGGUUAUUGCGAUCCCGAUCCCGAGUUAGUUUUAUCACGCUAGUAGGCGACGUACCCACGUGCAUUUGUUUUCCGUUUUUUGACUUGUGAUAAAAAAAUAAAAUGUCUACAACAAGAAGUGCAAUUGAAUGUCCAAUUUUUGAUGCACCAAAAGACUUGGUUUGUUCGGUUUUACCUACUUUUUCCGAUGUAAUAAAAUAUUUUUUAUGGAUUCGACAUAACUUGGAAGAAAGUCAAGUUAAUCGCAAUCUUCUUGUAUCCGAAGCUUCAGAAGUUGUCGCUCAAAAAAUAGAAGAGAUUUGGAAAUCUGCGUCUGUACCAACAGUAAGUCAUCAGAGAAUUGUGGCGCUAAUUAAAGAGUACCAGAAAAAAAGAAAAGAUCUCCUAAAGCCAUACCGACAAAGAAAAGACGUUCCUUCGUAUAAGUCCAAAGCUGAACAUUUUGUAAAGGAUAGCCAACGAUUAUUUGACGUUGCCGUAUGCAAAUGUGUUGACUUUCAAAACUGUUCAUGUUCAAAACCAAAUAAGGUUCCUCUAAAUGAACGCCCAUUCCUGCAAGAUCAGAGGUCGGACAGAAAAAUGAUGAUUGGGUCUGUCGAUUUUAAGGCUGUUCGACAUCAACAAAAAAGAGAAAAUAGGAGUCAAAAAGACAACAUAGCGGAAAAGCCGAAACCGAGCACAUCUUUUGACAGCAGUGAUAUUUUGCUGCUUGAAGGUCAACCUGAUUUCGAAAGUGAGCAAGGUAAAUAUGAUAACGAUGAAGACAGUCUUUCUCCCGAACUGCCACUAUUUUCUGAUAAUCCAAGUACGUCAAACAGCAAUCGUAAUACUAGCAGCCUUUGCAUGUUGGCAAAUACGUUAGACAGAUACGCGGUGUCAGACAGAGCAGGUGCAGCGAUAGCUUCAGCCGUGCUUCAAGAUUAUGGAAUUAUUAGUAGCGAAGACUCCCAGAACAUCAUUGAUCGUCAUAAAGUCAGACGUGCAAGACAGAAAAAAAGACAAGAACUACAAAAAACUUCAAAGAUAGGUCUGUUGCGGGGUUUGUACUUCGAUGGACGUAAAGACAAAACAUUAAUAUUUACGGACAAUAGAAAAAGGACAGUAGUCAAGGAACAUAUAACUUUAUUACAAGAACCAGGUUCAAACUAUAUCGGUCAUCUUUCCCCUGUUUCUGGCUUAAGCAUUUUGAAUUCUUUGACUGAAUUCUUAGAUAACUCCUCAAUUUCGCUCGACAGUUUAGAAGCGGUUGGUUGCGACGGAACAAACAUCAAUGUAGGAUCCAAGGGAGGAAUUAUUUCAUUACUCGAAAGAAACAUUAAGCGACCCCUGCAAUGGUUUAUUUGCCAGUUGCAUGCGAAUGAGCUUCCUCUGCGACAUAUACUGCAACACCUUGACGGUGAAACAACUGGACCUCAAGCAUUUCGUGGGCCUAUAGGAAAGCUGUUAAACGAUUGCGAAAAACUACCAAGCGUAGAAUUUUCUAUAAUAGCGUGUGAAUUACCUGAUAUUGAUACUAACUUAGAGUUAAGUACAGAUCAAAAAUACCUUUAUGAAAUAUGUUUAGCUAUUAAAAAUGGUUACUGCUCCGAAUCUCUCUUAAAACGUGACCCAGGUCGACUAGUCCAUUCCCGAUGGUUGAUUACUGCAAACAGACUAUUACGUUUAUACGUAAGCACCGCAAAUCCAACUCAAAACUUAAUUAUAUUAGUAACAUUCAUAAUUAAAAGUGUAUGGCCCUAUGUGGUUUUUUAUUAAAACGAAGCCUUCAUGCAUUUAUGGCGCAAAACAUAUUUUCAAAACCAUUCAAUUAUGCAAUUAUUUGUCAGAUGACUUAAAAAAAAUCAUUCACAAAGUGAUUAAUAGGAAUGGUUUUUUUGGACACCCGGAAAAUAUAAUAUUGUCUAUGUUGUGGGAUGAUCGGAGAUAUAUAAGGCAGCUAGCUUAUUGCAGAAUUUUGAAGACCAGGGCUAAAACACAUCAUAGUGAAUUAAAACAACGAAAUUUUGUCGUUCCAGAUUUCAAUUUUCAAGGUUCAGAUUACUAUGAGCUAGUAGACUGCCAACAUGUAAGUUGGACCGAACCACCAAUAACGUUUUCAUUAACGGAAGUUGAGCUACAAGAAAUAGUAAACGAUCCAGAACAUUCCGCAAUAUCAUAUAUUAAAGAUUACCCUUGCCACACACAAGCUGUGGAAAGAGCCGUAAAACUGGUGACUGAGGUAUCUAUUACGGUUUGUGAUUAUGAAAGAAGAGAUGGAGCAAUAAAAAGUAAAUUAGAGUCACGGUCCAUUAUGCCAAAAUUUGAGACUAAAAAAGAUUUCCUUCAAAGUAGUGUUGCGCAAUUAUUAGUACAUUUUUGAAAUAAAUUUUUGCUUUACAAAACCAUAAUAUGUGUAUUUU